CUCGAAUGAAUCGGGCGGCCGAGCGCUUGCAAUCUGCCAAGCCAGCGUGGACCGUAGCCAGCUCGGGACACUGGCGUCAGCUCGAGAGGUAUGCGUCGUCGUUCAGCUCCUCCCGCCACGCUGGCGCGCGCCUCUCACACUGCCAAGAUCGUUCGGGCGGUUGAUCAUUUCUGCACGAUGACCCGCAGCGGUUUCGGCCCAAGCCAGUUCGGGCUCAAGUGCUCGGCCCAGGGCGCGGCGCAGCCGUGCGGACAGGGACACGCGAUGACCACGCGCUUCAAGAAGAACCGCCACCUGCGCGGGGCGAUCUCGGCGGGCCGCGGGCGCAUCGGGAAACACCGCAAGCACCCGGGCGGCUGCGGGAAUGCGGGAGGCCAGCACCAUCACCGCAUCAAUUUCGACAAGUACCACCCAGGCUACUUCGGCAAAGUGGGCAUGCGCAACUUCCACCUGAUCAAGCACGGCAAGGUGUGCCCACUGAUCAACGUGGAUAAGCUCUGGUCGUUGGUCCCCGAAGGGACGCGGGAGCAGUUCGCCGCGAAGAAGGACAAGGCUCCCGUGAUCGACGUUAUGAAGGCGGGGUACAUGAAGGUGUGCGGCAAAGGGCAGCUGCCCGAGCAGCCCCUGAUCGUGAAGGCGCGCUACUUCACGAAGGAGGCCGAGGUCAAGAUCAAGGAGGCUGGUGGGGUCUGCGUCCUCGUGGCCUGAGAGCGCCGCCAAGCGCCGGCGCCCGCCCAGAAGGAAGUUCCCCCAAAAGCGGUCAUCGAAAACCGCAAACAGAGCACAAGCUAGCACUUUCGCAGCUACUCGCGGAUUUCUUGGAUCGGCGCUGGACCACCUUACCCGAGUCGCUGGGCAGAGCCUUAGAGGAUCCAUUGGCCAUAGCAUUAGAGCGGGCUGCUCAAUUUGUACAAUCGCGUGUAGUUCCAGCCAACUCUGUAGGAGUUCCAAGCCGUC
Messenger RNA from Prorocentrum cordatum, 957 nucleotides. NCBI's taxonomy places the organism in Eukaryota, Dinophyceae, Prorocentrales, Prorocentraceae. The record is from the annotation of a GenBank genome assembly.